Messenger RNA from Centropristis striata (black sea bass), 1070 nucleotides. Its product is annotated as alpha-1,3-galactosyltransferase 2-like. Gene Ontology annotation, cellular component: membrane; Golgi apparatus; vesicle. NCBI's taxonomy places the organism in Eukaryota, Metazoa, Chordata, Actinopteri, Perciformes, Serranidae. The coding region runs from base 40 to 1068 and encodes 342 amino acids. The transcript is spliced from 5 exons. Gene Ontology annotation, molecular function: hexosyltransferase activity. Gene Ontology annotation, biological process: carbohydrate metabolic process. The record is from RefSeq and is a predicted model, not a curated record.
UUGGCCUGUGAAUAUUUUUUUUUUACUCAUUUUGGACUUAUGUGGCUGAGAGCGACUAACAGACGCGUUCAGAAAGCCAAGAGUAUUCUGAAAUGUCUGCUCUGCAUUCCCGUCACGCUCUGUGUUUUCUACUUAAUAUCUUCCUGUGUAAGAAUUUUAAUCGGCUACAUACCGAUGGAUAAAUGCUCUUUGGAAAGUGCAGAGAUGCUGUCUGUGGACUACAGUGUGGACACCAGCCUCGACCUUUGGUCCAGAUCUGAUGUACAGACGUGUACAUCUUGGAAGGCUCCCAUCCUCUGGGACGGGAUGUUUGACCCCGAUCUUUACGACCAAAUGCACAAGAAGAAAGGAUCCUCUGUUGCUUUAACAGUGUUUGCUGUGGGCAGGUACCUGGACGCUUACCUGAAGACCUUCCUGAGCUCAUCAGAGCGCCACUUUAUGUUGGGUUUGCCCGUCACGUAUUACGUAUUUACGGACGAGCCAGAGAAAGUGCCAGACAUGAAGCUGGCUCCUCAGAGAAGCAUCAGGGUUAUCAAAGUGGAGAAGAACUCCAGGUGGCAGGACGUCUCUAUGAUGCGGAUGAAGACCAUAUCAGACGUCAUCGAGUCAGAUAUCCGCCAUCACUGCACGCACGUCUUCUGCUUCGAUGUGGAUCAAGUGUUUACUGGGCGGUUUGGCUCGGAGGCUCUGGGAGAGUCCGUGGCUCUGCUCCACGCCUACUACUACCACCUCCCAAAGAUGUUGUUUACCUACGACCGCAACCCAAAUUCCAAGGCCUUCAUGAAAACCGGGGACUUCUACUACCACGCCGCCGUCUUUGGAGGCUCGUGGAAGAGCAUCAAAGCGCUGACUGAGGCCUGCUACCAGAGCAUCAUGGAGGACAAGCUGAAGAACGUGGAGGCUCGGUGGCACGACGAGAGCCAUCUCAACAAGUACCUGUGGCUCCACAAGCCCAGCCGGGUGCUCUCCCCGGAGUACUGCUGGGACACCAGCAUCGGCUACAGGCGGGACAUACGGGUCACCCGCCUGCUCUGGGCACCCAAACAUUAUGACACACUUCGCACUUAGUC